AUGAAAUACUUCAGUCACAGAGAGACUUACAAAAGGUUUCUUCUUAUAUUUUGGACGUGCCAUUUGCUUAUAUCGAUUGAGAGUCAACUACACCACACAAAUGUGAAAGUUGGUUUGUUUUCGGUUCGCAGAAAUCUCGAAGAAACUUCAGUGGAAAAUAUCCUAGUAGAUGUUGAUGGCCUCAACCGCAAUACAAGUUUGACCAAGACAUCUCUACAAAUAAAAAUCCUGUCCGUUCAUGGUUUAACGUACGAGGAGAUUUCAAGAAAGUUUUGCUCCAGCGUUUUGCAGGAUAAUGUAACGGUAUUAAUACUGCAAUCGAGGAAAGAAAAACUGGCAAGAUUUGUGGGCCAUUUAGCGUCGUAUUUUAAGCUACCUGUCAUAGGGACUAUAAACCAAGCUCUCCUGCCGUCGGAUAAGGUAAGAAAGAGAAGAAAUAUCAUUUAUAAUUUCAAGUUUUUCUUUGUCCAGUCUAAUUCAAUAUCUACCAUUGUUGAAUAUUCUUGAAACCCGCGUAAGAGGUCUCCAAUUUCGUCUAAAACUUUGACAUGCGCUCAUUACCUCCGGCAACAUUUUUCAGUUUUAUAGAAAAUGAUGGAUAAAGAUUUUUAAAAUGAUUAAAUAUUCAAAUCAUGAGAGAUUGCCUGUAUGGUUUUGGAUGAACAAUGGACAGGCACUCAGUGUAAAAAUGUCAUUCGAUCUGCUAACUAGAAACAGAACAAAACCAAUCUUAAGGGGAAAGCAUCUUGUUAAAUUUCGUGUGCUUUGGGAUAAAACUUCCUUUGUUUAAUUUAUUCUCUUCGAGAGCGCUAAAAAUCUCAAUUAGCGCUGCGAUUUUUUCUUAUUAAUCCAGCAAAGUAAAUUGUUUCUUAGAAACUCACCCGUGACUAUAGAAACUGAUUAAAUCACUUAGAUUUUAUGAUUAUUAUAAAUAUUAUUUAGCAGCUAUGAUAGUUUUGCCGAUUUUUCCAUAGCAGAAGUUAAGCUUCCACAAACUUGAGAAGGACAGGAACUUAAAAAUGAGUCCGCAGUAUUGUGAUAAGGAGCUUAGGAAGUGUACAUUUCCUUCAAGACUUUUUGAUGAUUAAUAUCACCACUCAUUCUUUUGAAAUUGAUUAAUGUUGGUUAAAAAUUAGAGCAGAAGUUCCUCAUGUUGAAUAUCCGUUUUUUUUGUAUAUUCAACACUGAAUUACACCAUCUCCUAUGACAACUUAUUUUUUUGAAAAAUUCAUUUAUUUCUUCCUUUUUGGAUGAUUUUAGAAUUCAAUGAAAAAGCUUUUUAUUUGUUCAUUUUAGAUAAUAAUUCAUUCUGCAAAUUGAUAAAACAUAAAUAUUAUAUUAGCUUGUAAAAGUGCAUACUGCAUGCUAUUUUCUUUGUCUCAAAAUAAUUAUUGCAUGUCGAGCGUAUGUCAAGUGUAAGAACUUUUAACUCUGUUAGCUGUCUAUGGUUCAAUAUACAGUUUCAUAAUUCAGUUCAGCUUCCUUUUUCACACUUCGGUUGAGCUACAUGUGAACUGUCUCAGUGUAAUUCCACUUUUACGAAUAUGCGAUUAGAAAACCAGUGCCUUAGAAAGAAUUGUGUUCAUUUGACUCGAUAGCAAAAGAAAAGAUGACCCGAAAUUUUAGGGAGUGCAUUCCAUGCUAAACCAAACUUUUGGGAAUCGAAAUCUUAGUAAACACCAGGCUUUGAUAUCUAGCUGCCAUUUGAAUCUGAGAAUCGAUCAAAGUCGUGGAAAACAUAGAUUUUAUCAAAAUCCUGUGUAGCAGUAGCGUUUUAAAACUUAAGCUAGCUGAUAGCAAACUUUUAAAGAAUUGCUAUUAACCUACAGCUUCCAUAAAACAUUUAUUACUUUCAACUAUGGCACCAGUUAUAAAUAUAUUUCCUACCUACUAAGGAUUGAACUUUCUGAAGUCCAAUAUCUCUAAACUGAGACAGCCAUUUUAACUUUUUGAUUGUCUCAACUCAUAGGAAAAAAAAAGCAGUAUAAGAGAAAUUGCUUGCUUCUCAUUUUUGGUGAUGAUAAAUUUUAUCUUGUCUUUCAAGUAAUGGUGAAGAAAUUUUUAACCAAUGAAUUACUGAACUUUCAGGCAUAAAGCCUUUUAAAUUUGAAUAAGAAGAUUACUGAUUCUUAUCUCAGUAAGAAGUGCUCUUCAAAGUUAAUGGAAAUUGUCAUAUAUCAAUUAAGUCUACAUUAGAAAAUAUGUUAAUUACAAGGUUUUAAGAACUAACUAAAACGUUUACGAUUGUUCUUCAUGUCUCGUGGAACCAAGAUCUGCUAGGUGCAUACAUUGUGUAUAGUGUAAUUUUUUUUAUGCCACGAGGAGUGAAUGACUUUCAAGAUUACAUGCAAGUCGAGAAAAUUUGUGCAUGAUCUCCUUGAACUAGGUGCCGCUUUUUUUAAGCUUAAAAUUGUUCCACUUCAACACUUCUUUUGCGAUUCUCGUAUAGAGAAAAUCAUACUCCGGGCAAACACGUUGCAUCGUAUUUGAUGUACGUUGUACGUAUAUGGUACUAAAAUCCAGUUUGGGAGAGCUUGACUUUGCGGAUGGCAGGAAGUACUUUGUUAAUGAUAUAUGAAAUAAAUCAUAUAUGAACUGCGGAAAUGAAAUGAAGAUGAAGAAAUGAUCGUCGCGGUGAACGCAAUUUAUGCAAUUGCGUAAAGAAGCCUGAAAAAAAUUCAGGAAUUCAAGUCCUGAAUUUUUUUUUUUUCAGCUUCUUUACGCAAUUGCAUACAAAGUUGCGUUCAGUGCGACGAUCAUUUCUUCAUCUUCAGGAAGUACUUUGGCGUUUUCCGCUAUUUAAAUUCAUCAUUUGGUAAUUAGUUUUCUCGAUGAUAACUUUUCAGUUCUCAGAAAUUAUUGCCCUGUCUCAACAUGCUUCAAUUUGAGUUUAUUGCUAAUAAAAUGAGUGAAAUAGUAAUUUGGACUUUUAGAAAUCCAACUGAUCAGUAAUUAAUUGCAGGAGCGAUAAUAAUUUAUAGUAUCUCCCUUUCAAAUACAUAAAUUAUAGCUGUGUUGUUUCUCGUCUAGAUCCUCGCUCCCAACAGGAUAUAACUGUGUCCAGCUACCGCUUAGCCAUUGAAAAUUUUACGGGGCUUUUUUAACUUGAGAAGGAGAACAGAGGCAAAAAACGAACCAGAAAACGUUUGCUAGAUAUUUUUCUUUAAGUGAUUUCAUAUUAUUGAAAAGUGCAGUGAUGUUAAAGAAGAAUUGCUUGCAAGUGAUUAAAGCACAGACAGCUUCUUGACAUUAGCGUUAUAUUUGAAGUUAAAAAACUGGUAAACAUUGUUUAAUGAUACAAUUUCUUUUCUUGGAAACUUUUGCCAAAAUUAUUCCAAUUUUUUACGUGGAGAAGCUUAAUGAUACAAAGAAAGAAAGAAAGGAAGAGUGAAAUCACCCAGAUCUUGCAGUUACUGAUAAGAAGAUGAAAGGGAUCAAGAUCUCGUCCACACGUAUCCGGAUUUUUUUCCUCACUUUUAACCUCAAGUCCACAUGUAAACGGGCCCAAAAUAAGGCCCACUCCACACUUAUCCGGAGUUUUUUAAAACGGAGAUAUUGCAAAAGGUUCGCACGUAGAGUCUUUGAAUCGUUUUUGCCCGUCUACAUGAACGCUAAAACGAUGGAAAUAUGAUAACAUCCCGUAAUGACAGUAGUAUAUGACGUAUCAGAUCAUCGUAUUCCAAAACCUCCGUUUUCUUCCAUUCACACGUAAACGUUAGGCCGGCGUUUUCAAAAAUCUCCUACCUGGGAAUCGUUGUUUGGAACCUGCGGACCUGCGGACCUGCGGUUCCGUUAACACGUGGACCGAGAAGGUUAAAACGAAGUACAGUACGCGUUCACGUGCAGCUGAAGUGAGAGCGAUAAACCAGUCGGUCUCUCUUAUUGAUUAAGAGAGGCUACCCUGCGUAGCAGCCGUCCAAAGGGGUAGGGUGGAAUAAAUUUUCCUCAAUUAAGUUAUGCCCUUUCGUCGUUGUCUCAAGAAUAAAAUAAUGUGAAAUCUCGUUAGGAUGGCGUCACCUGCUAUUUUAAGGAUAUUUAACCGUUUUGACAAUUUUUUAGUCACUUUAUCAUCAUCAUCAUCAUUAUAUAUCAUCAUCAUUAUCAUCGUCAUCAUUAUAUAUCAUCAUCAUUUAAAAGAUAUUUCAUGAAAUGUGAUUCUGAUUUUUUUUUCAGCAAUACUUCAGUACUUUUGUUCGCAACAUUCCAUCCAGUACCUCACAGUUCACUGUAUUCUGCGAUCUACUGCGUUAUGUCGGUAAAAGAAAAGCGUUUGUUGUAGUAAGUGACGAUACUUCGUACAGCUUCGCCUUACAACAAUGCAAUGACGAUGAACAAUUCAUAUCACUAACUGUCAUCCAUCUCGGAGCACCAAACAUUCAACAGCAAGAAAUUAUCCAACAGUUACAGAGGAUAAAAUCAAGCACUACACAAGCUGUAUAUCUUUACUGUGAUUCAAAGCUUGCACAUUUUAUUCUUUGGCUUGCCAAAGACUUCCGCCUAAUUAACGAUGAUAUUUUAUGGAUUCUGUCCAAGAAAUCAUUGGAAAACGUUCAUAACCUAUACGAACUUCCUAGCUCCACAUAUCUCAUUAGAACAGAGUCGUUUUCAAACGAAGAGGAAGUUGAGAGAAGACAGUUGAUUGACAACUUAUCAGUAGUAAAAAGAACCUAUGAUUCCAUGGAGGACGAGGUCAUAUUAGACUACUUGCGGAGGCCAACAAACUGUUUUAGGUCACCGAAAUGGACUAAAGGGAAACAGUUGUAUGAGUAAGUACUUAAAUAAUUGCUUCUAUUAAAGCAUAAACUACCUUACUAUAGCGCAGCAAAAAAAAAAGCGCUCAGAGCUCAGUACAACAAAUUCAGAUCGGUCUUAUCUCACUAUAUGUACACCUCUCAGUAAACAGAUAUAAACGUUAGAGACGACGGCUUUCGUCCAUACGGAAAGCGCUCGCAGGCGGAUAUUUUCCUAAAUAAAUUCGCCAAUUCCUAAAUACUAGUAAGUUCGCAAAUGGACUGAUAGGCAUCGGAAUGUAAACGCUUUCGUUUGUAGAGGUUAUAUUUACAUUUACCACUAAAAGCCCGCCCAUCACUAGCAGAUGUAUUAGCUGGGACCAGCAAAACCUUCAUGCGCUUAACAAAAAUCAGAACUGGCCCGUUGAACCGAUCAUUGCGAAAAUAACGGUUAGGGUUAGGGUUAGGGCUAUAUUCGAGACUUUUCGCUAAAAACCCAUCACUGCAUUCCAUGCAUGGUAUUUAGGAUGAAUAAAAUUAUCUGACUGGACAGAAUUCUUUAUAAGAUUGGACUGCACAUGGCUGGUCGUUUGUCAGUUCUGAAUACAUGGUGCGCGCCCAAAUUAAAUAAAUAAAAUCAAUUUUUAACUUAAAAGUACUCUUCUGGACAAGGUUGUAGACUAACCGGGGAUGCGAUAAGACUCAGAAAGUGCAACAGAUCAUGUACACUCAUUAUCUUUUGCCUUUGUCGUUUUCUGCAUUUAGAUUACUCCGGAGAGAGGCUCAGUCAAGUGUUCCAAGCACCAUGCAAGGUAAAGACGAUCAAGAAACCGCUUCUUAUGAAAUUCUUUAUCUCCAAAAAUCGUAUGAGGGGGGUUGGUUACAAGUAGGGCGGUGGACUAGUGAGGGAAUAACGUUACAAUCCAAUCAACUGUUAAGAGGCAAGGAGAAGGCAAACUCUGAAAUACCCCGAUUGCGAGCUGCAGUAGUGGAAUACCCGCCGCUGACCAUGAAAGCAGAUUUCGACUCAUCUGAAGGAUGUUAUCAGGGGUUAGAGUGUAAGAAAUAUAUUGGAAAUACAGAUAAUUUCACCACAUAUUGCUGUUAUGGUUUAGCUAUUGACGUGUUGAGGUACGUCAAGACCGAGUUACAGUUUGAACCGCAGGUGUACUUUGUACGAGACGGGAAUUACGGUGCGAAAAAUUCCAUUGCGAACACGUGGAAUGGAAUCGUGCGUGACAUCCAGGAGGGAAAAGCAGAUAUCGCCAUUGAUUUAAUGACAAAUGAAGCACGUUCGGAAGUGAUUGAUUUCUCGUUGCGCUGGACGCACGCUGGUCUUGCUUUGCUUGUGCUUGUGGGAGAACAAAAAGUUGAGAGGCUAGACUUCUCUUUCUUUCAUCCUUUUACUUCCUAUCUCUGGAUAAGUAUGAUCGGAGUAGUGAACUUUUACCUGGGAAUUCUGUGGUACACGGACCGGUUGAGUCCUUAUGGUCAUUAUAAAUCUGUGCGCGCCAAAAAUCAUAAUGGUUUUGAUCUGAGUGAGAGUAUGUGGUAUUGUUGGGGAGUUUGUUUCGAUAACCAGUUCGUGGACUCGCGACCAAGGAGUUUGAGCGCUCGUGCAAUGGCGGUUGUUUUGGCAAUAUUUGCUUUGAUGUGUGUGACGUCAUACACUGCAAACCUCACUGCCCACCUUCUGUCUGACGACACUAAACCUGAAGUCACAGGCAUCCGGGAUCCUAAGGUUAGUAACGAGUUCCCUGUAUACGAAAAAAACAAAAAAACAAAAAUCAAUCAGUCAGCGCUGCAUUUUGCCUAAUUCUUCCACAAGCAUUGAUUUUUAAAAUGAAAUUUUUAAGAUUAAUGACUCACAGCUACUAUAAGGAAGGCUGCUUGCGUUCCGUUUACAUCUGAAAAAAUGCUGUUGUCAGUUUCCAUCCGCGGAUAAUUAGGACGGAAAGGUUUAAGUGAGAUAAGGUAUUCUCUGCUUUUUUAAAAUCGUGAAACCUUCUUAUGUAGUCCAAAAUCGUUUUCGUUUUCAUCGCAGCCUUUUGAAAAGACCGUUUGCGAGAAAGCUCCCGAUCUUGAGAGGAAGAGAAAAUAAAUCGGCAGCUUUUCCUCUUCGGACCACAAUGAAAUCACUAAGGUUAUGCCCAAGUGUUUUCCCGAAUGAAGGCUUACAAGGAAGCCGCUACAAGUAGCUUUUCAUUUUCGUCUAAAACAUUAAACAUUUUCUGAGAAUUCGUAACUUUUUUAUGUUUCUUCAGAUCACGUCACGCGAGUCCACGAUAUCAUACGGGGUGGUAAAGUCAAGUUAUGUUGAUUCCUACUUUGAACUGAACGAAGAUCCAGCCAUGCGGUUCAUGUUCACACGCAUGCGUGAUAAGAAGCACCUGGUGGAUAACUUUACUGAUGGAGUGGAACGAGUUAAGAAAAAGUUAGUCUGUCAUCUAAUGAUUACAAGUGAAUUUUAGCUAAUUGGGUACACUAUUUAUCUGAAUAGAGAUUAAGGUAGUCACAGCAAAGGCUAGCAUUUUCUCCCAUCCUUAUUUCCUUGCAUGCUUGUGUCACUAGCUUAUGUGAAAAAUUUGCGUUAGAGUGAAAGAAAUUUCACAUUUUCUUAGUGUUAUGCCGUUUUAAAAUUGGAUAUUUUUUACCAUGAAUGUGUAAUGUAAAAUGGUCUUUGAAAGACGGGGAAAGGGUGUAAGUAGCUGCUGUGCAUUAAAUUCACACAUUGGGCUUGGAACCAAGAGAGAAUAGCAAGUGUGCUAUCCCAAUCAUCGGGACAAAUUUUGUGAUCGGUCAAGCGGGACAACAAAUGUCUUAAGUCGUAACACAAGCAGUAUUAUUUAACCAGAAAACAAACCAUAAUGAUGCUAACCUCGCUAAUUUUAAAUAGGAGGCGUAGCCAGGAAUCAAAUAAAGCUGUUUUGGUCGGGUGGAGGAUCUUAUUAACCAAAUUAACCGCUAUUUUAACCAAACAUCGUUCUCACACAGUUUACCAUAAAAUAUAUGACUUUGUCUGCAAGUUAUACUGACUAUGUUUGUUUCAUUUCAGGCAGUUGGAUAUCUUUAUCAGUGAAGUGUUAUCCAUAGACUAUGAAGUGGCCAAACAAAAAUCAGUAUCGUACCCCAGACUACAGGUUGUAGGUGCCUCUGCGCCCUUUGCCGAGAGUGGCUACUCUUACGCGUUUAAAAAGAACUCUCCAUGGAAACCCAAAUUUGACUUGGUCAUCAACAGAAUGAAAGCAGAAAAUGUGUGAGUGGAGCUGAUAGCAUUUGUUGUUGAUCUUCCAAUAACAGUCCUAUAUAUUUACCGAUCAUUAUCGGAUACUAUGAUGUAGAUAUUUUGCUGGGCAGAAAAUAAUUAAAAAAGAAGGAAGAUCAAUCUGAAUGUUGGGCCUGUAAAUACGAAGCAAUACCAGACACAAACACUUUCAAUCGAUUGUUUUUUGUUCGUCAAGGUUGCCUGUCUGACCCUGUUCAACUGUAACCUUUCCGCUUUGGUUAAUGCUGGAGUUUUUCCGUGUGUUUCGAUUCACUACUUCAAAGGAUAGUCAAGGUUUAAAAAGUAAUAACUUUCAUCAAUGUUUGCCCAUGGAUAGCCUGUUGUAUGCAUUAGAGAAAAAGUUGGUUCAGGCCAUCGAGUGCAUAAGGGAAUCAUUCAAAACCUCACGUUUGCAAUGAUUCUUCUUCCCUCUGUAGUGUACCUCAAAGAUUAACUAAACUAAAAGGACCACAAGGACCAAACAAUACAACUCCAAAUAUUGAAUAAUUGUGAAUUUUUAAUGUGGAAAAUACCUUAAGUGUUUGGUACGAAAUCAGUGCUGGUACCUAAGUGCAAAAAUGAAAACUGAAGCAGAACAGACUACCUCCUAAGUUCCUUUACAGUUACCUCAAAAAGCACGAAACGCCAAGCUGAAAGCAAACAAAGCAUCCUUCAAAACACAUCUUUUUAUAUAAGAAUUUUAAUUUAAAACUGUAGUUAGGGCACAUUGUAGUUAGUAUUAGUAGACGAAGAUCGACCUCAUGGAAGCACUUCUAAUAAAAUUGUUGUUGUUAUUAUUAUUAUUAUUAUUAUUAUUAUUGUUAUUAUUAUUAGGAGUGGUGGUACAACUACUGAAAGGUGAACAUAGUACCCAAGCCUCUCUCAAUUUAAGGUUCAAUGUGAUUUGGUGGACUGGGGAGGAAAUCAUGGGACGAGUGCUAAAAGCCUAAUACCUUAAGUGUUUGGUACGAAAUCAGUGCUGGUACAUAAGUGCAAAAAUGAAAACUGAAGCAGAACAGACUACCUCCUGAGUUCCCUCACAGUUACCUCAAAAAGCACGUAACGCCAAGCUGAAAGCAAACAAAGCAUCCUUCAAAACACAUCUUUUUAUAUAAGAAUCUUAAUUUAAAACUGUAGUUAGGGCACAUUGUAGUUAGUAUUAGUAGACGAAGAUCGACCUCAUCGAAGCACUUCUAAUAAAAUUGUUGUUAUUAUUAUUAUUAUGAUUAUUGCUAUUAUUAUUAGGAGUGGUGGUACAACUACUGAAAGGUGAACAUAGUACCCAAGCCUCUCUCAAUUUAAGGUUCAAUGUGAUUUGGUGGACUGGGGAGGAAAUCAUGGGACGAGUGCUAAAAGCCAUGUUAUGGUAUCUGCCUUCCUUAAUAAGUGCAAUGAGCGACUUUUGCUGUAAUUAAAGAUAUUAUCAUUGUUUCUUACAGACCAAGUGAGUUGUAUAAGAAAUGGGUAUCUUCAGGUGAAGACAGAAGCGAGGAACAUCAUCAAAGAUUAACCGUGCGUGCACUUAGUGGCGUGUUUUUUCUCGGAGCUUCCCUCGCUGUAGUCGCCAUAUUUUUCCUCUUCCUUGAAAACAAACUUUUCGCCAAGGGCUUCAUAUAUAAUGAUAUGAGAGGUGACUGUGUUGUCCAGAAAGGCCAAAGGAAGUACUCUGCAGCAGUCAAACGGAAACUAUUGGAUUUCAACAAAGACAAAGAUGAGGAUUUAGAAUUCCCGGAUAUAUCUGGCUAUUUACAUAAGAGAAGAAGAACCGAUGUAAUGUUGAAAUCACUGUAUAAUCCAAAAUCCGUCAGAAGAAAAUACGAAGAAGCUGGCGAAAACCGUACUGCCUCCAGCUCCGUUUAG
Porites evermanni is the source of this 9855-nucleotide messenger RNA. Lineage: Eukaryota; Metazoa; Cnidaria; Anthozoa; Scleractinia; Poritidae. The record is from the annotation of a GenBank genome assembly.